This is a messenger RNA of Caenorhabditis angaria, 1369 nucleotides long. The record is from the annotation of a GenBank genome assembly. NCBI's taxonomy places the organism in Eukaryota, Metazoa, Nematoda, Chromadorea, Rhabditida, Rhabditidae.
AUGUCUUCUUCAAUUCGUCCAAUGGACAUUGUUGAAAAAUCACCAUAUGUUCACGAAGAACCAUUGACUUGUGGUGGAAAAGUCAAAAGAUGGUGCAAGAAGUAUUUGCUCGAAGGACAACAUUUGGAUGAAGAGCAAGCUGAGAAAUUGGCAAGUUUGCCAGAAAAUCCAACUAUCAGUGAUUUGAUCUUCAUCAAAUAUCGCAAAUUCUUUGCCAUGUUGAUUCCAUUCACACUUAUUUGGGUGAGUUCUUGGGAAAACCUAUUUUGGUUUCGAAUUCAAGAAGAGAGCCACUCUUUGCAAGGGAACUUAUUUCGAGUUCCUAUUCAAACUCAGACCUUUGCAGAGUGUUUGGUGGAGUGCCGCUUUCCGCCAUGAUUUCUUCCAAUUCUACCCAGAUUAUUGGCAUAUGCCAGUCACAAUGAUUCUUGGUUCAUUCGUCGGUGGAAUGACAUCUGAGGGUUCGGGAGCUGUCGCUUUUCCAGUUAUGACUUUGGCUCUUCAUAUUGCUCCAGGUAUUGCUCGUGAUUUUUCAUUGAUGAUUCAAUCGAUUGGAAUGACUUCUGCUUUGGUUUGCGUACUUUUCAUGAAAGUCAAAUUCGAAGAAAGAGCUGUUAUUUUGGGAGCACUCGGAGCUGUUCCCGGAUUUAUUAUUGGUGUUCACUGGGUAAGAAUUCCACUCUUUCUUUGGGUUUUGAAAUUCAUUAUUUUCUAGAUUGACCCACUUUUCACUGGACCACAAAAGAAAAUGUUAUUCGUUUCAAUCUGGACAGCCUUCGCUUUCGCUCUCGGUAUUCUCAACGCUCAAAAGAAACGUUCAACAUUCCGUGAAAUCCCCGAAUUCUGCGCAUGGAAAGGAUGGGUUUUGUUCUUCACUGGUAUUAUUGGAGGAAUCUUUGAUGCUUUUGCUGGAUCAGGAAUCGAUAUUUGCAUUUUCUCAGUCAUCACUUUAUUGUUCCGUGUCACCGAAAAAACAGCUACUCCAACAACUGUUGUUUUGAAGGGAGCAAUCGCUGUGUUCGGUUUCUAUUAUCGUGCUGUUAUGAUGGGAGAUAUUGAUCAAAUGGCAUGGAGAUAUUUCUGUGUUUCAGUUCCAGUUUCUUCAGCAACUGGACCAAUUGGAUCAUUCCUCGGAUCACAUUUGCAUCGACAAGUUGUUGCUGGAUUUGUCUAUGUUCUUGAGAUUAUUGCAUUAGUUGGUUUCUUGUGCACAAGACCAGCUUGGCAAUUAAUUGCUGUUGGUGGAAUUAUCAUCUUCGGUGGUUUCGUCUUCUUCUCAAUUUUAUCCAAAGCUGGAUCACUUUUGAUGGAAAGAAUUGAAGAGCGUCAAAACAAAGAGGCUCGUAGAACUGGAAUCACUCAACACUAA